This is a messenger RNA of Gopherus flavomarginatus (Mexican gopher tortoise), 2841 nucleotides long. It is a transcript of the gene DCLK2, whose product is annotated as doublecortin like kinase 2. The transcript has 17 exons. The record is from RefSeq and is a predicted model, not a curated record. Lineage: Eukaryota; Metazoa; Chordata; Testudines; Testudinidae. The coding region runs from base 20 to 2365 and encodes 781 amino acids. Gene Ontology annotation, biological process: intracellular signal transduction; protein phosphorylation. Gene Ontology annotation, molecular function: ATP binding; protein kinase activity.
GGGGGGGAGGGUGCAAUAAAUGGCCAACAACAGGAGCAUUGAGCUGGAGCACUUUGAGGAGCGGGACAAAAGGCAGCAGCGCCCAGGGGCCCGCAGAACGGGGACCGGCUCGAGUUGCAGCAGCAGCUCCGGGCCCAAGGGGAACGGGCUUAUUCCAAGCCCCGCGCACAGCGCCCACUGCAGCUUCUACCGCACGCGGACGCUGCAGGCCCUCAGCUCGGAGAAGAAAGCAAAGAAAGCCCGGUUCUACCGCAAUGGGGACAGGUACUUCAAGGGCUUGGUGUUUGCCGUUUCCAGCGACCGCUUUCGCUCCUUCGAUGCUCUCCUGAUCGAGCUCACCAGGUCGCUGUCGGACAAUGUGAACCUGCCCCAGGGGGUCCGCACCAUCUACACCAUUGAUGGCAGCAGGAAACUCACCAGCUUGGAGGAGCUAGUGGAAGGUGAAAGUUAUGUAUGUGCAUCCAAUGAACCAUAUCGCAAAGUUGAUUAUACCAAGAAUGUCAAUCCAAACUGGUCUGUGAAUGUUAAGACUGGGUCUGCUCGAUCCUUGACAUCUCUGACAUCGAUGAAAAGUGAAGUGAAGGAGAAUAAAGAUUUCAUUAAACCCAAACUGGUGACUGUUAUUCGGAGUGGCGUGAAGCCACGGAAAGCUGUGAGAAUUCUGUUGAAUAAAAAGACUGCUCAUUCCUUUGAACAGGUUUUGACUGACAUCACAGAAGCCAUUAAGUUAGAUUCAGGCAUUGUCAAGAGACUUGUAACACUAGAUGGGAAGCAGGUUACCUGCUUGCAGGACUUUUUUGGAGAUGAUGAUGUUUUCAUUGCCUGCGGACCUGAGAAAUAUCGUUAUGCUCAAGAUGACUUUGUACUGGAUCAUAGUGAAUGUCGCGUUAUGAAGUCGUCAUAUUCCCGUUCACCUGGUACACCCAGACAAUCUGGUUCCAAAAGCCCAGGACCCUCACGUCGAAGCAAGUCACCUGCUUCAGUAAAGAGGGGUGGCCACUACUCCAGUGCUUAUUCUACAGCAAAAUCCCCAGUCAGUGGAACACCCAGCAGCCAGAUAUCCACUCCAAAAUCUACCAAGUCCUCCAGCUCUUCACCAACCAGCCCGGGGAGCUUUCGUGGACUCAAGAUUCCUCCACACUGUGGCUCUUCUUCCAUUGUGAAUGGUGUGCCUGAACUAUUCCAUUGCAUAAGUCCUGAAGGUGUGAAUGGAAACAAGUGCUCAGGGUCAUCCACUAUUCUUGAGAAAUACAGAGUGGGAAAGGUGAUUGGUGAUGGCAAUUUUGCUGUAGUAAAGGAGUGCGUAGAACGAGCCACUGGAAAGGAGUUUGCACUGAAGAUUAUAGACAAGGCAAAAUGCUGUGGAAAGGAGCAUCUGAUAGAGAAUGAGGUAUCCAUACUGCGCCAAGUGAAACACCCCAAUAUUAUCAUGCUGAUAGAGGAGAUGGACACUCCAACAGAACUGUAUCUGGUAAUGGAGUUAGUUAAGGGAGGAGACCUAUUUGAUGCUAUCACUUCUUCAACAAAGUAUACGGAGAGAGAUGGUAGCGCAAUGGUCUACAAUCUAGCCAGUGCACUGAAAUACCUCCAUGGUCUCAACAUUGUGCACAGAGACAUUAAGCCAGAGAAUCUCCUGGUAUGCGAUUAUUCAGAUGGAACAAAGUCCUUGAAGCUUGGGGACUUUGGACUGGCCACAGUGGUUGAAGGACCCUUAUAUACAGUCUGUGGCACCCCUACAUACGUGGCUCCAGAAAUCAUUGCAGAGACAGGCUAUGGCUUAAAGGUGGAUAUUUGGGCUGCAGGUGUGAUCACAUACAUACUGCUUUGUGGAUUCCCACCUUUUCGCAGUGAGAACAAUCUUCAGGAAGAUCUCUUUGAUCAGAUCCUCAUUGGAAAGCUAGAGUUUCCCUCUCCGUACUGGGAUAACAUCACUGACUCAGCUAAGGAGUUAAUUAGUCUGAUGCUACAGGUAAACGUAGAAGCUCGAUAUACAGCAGCACAGAUCCUAGGCCAUCCCUGGGUGUCUGAUGAUGCCUUGCAGGAGAAUAAUAUGCAAGCUGAAGUAACAGGUAAACUGAGGCAGCACUUUAACAACAUGCUACCCAAGCAGAACAAUACAACUGCUGGGGUCUCUGUCAUCAUGAACACAGCUCUAGAUAAGGAAAGUCAGAUUUUCUGCAACAAGCACUCUCAGGACUCUAGUAGAGCGGGUAUGCAGAAAACUUCUGUGAUUAUUGCUGCAACUCAAGAUUCUCGUGUGGCUGGGUCCAAGAACCUCUCCCCUGCUGCUUCUGAGCCAAUCAAAUCCCCCACACAGCCUGACUCAGCAUGUUAUGAGAAUGCUGGGGAACAGCUCGCUCUGUAGAAGUAACUUAAACCAAAGCCAACUUCUAGGCCAGUAGACUCCUUCAACUUAAUGAACAUCCAUCACAUGUGUGGUUUGCUCCCACUCUCUUGUGGCAACCCCUAGGCAGACUGUCAAUAAGUGAGUGGAUGAAGUGUGUGCUAUAGCUUUGAGUGCUCUUCCAGCCUUUGGCUUCUGAACAUUAAGAGAAGGGGAAGAAAUUCUGAAUGUUUAGAUUCGUUUUUAUCAUUGGAGUUAGUUUAAUGAAAUGCAUUUCUCACACCCUAGGAAUCUGACUAGCUUAAUCUAACUUGUAGUUAAACAAGAACAUAAUAUGGAUGAACAGUUACAAGGCCUCAUGUAUGCGUCAACAGAACUUGUUCCCAGAAAAGGCCUAUGCCCACAAAAAGCUGUAUUUUCUCUCGUGGCUACAGUGAGUUGAGCUAAAGAGGCAUGUUUCCAUGAAAAACUUGAGUGGAUUAACUGUACAAUAUUGA